CAACAGAUCAUUUCAUCCCGCUCCUUCCGGACUCCUCUCAGAUUAUUUCCCAUCCCUCCCUCAGAGACCAUGGCUGGAUUCUCUGUGAGCGACAGCACAGCGGAGCGUAUCGGCUACAUCACCCGGACCCAAAGCUUCAGCGCCUGUCACCGACUCCACAGCAUUCACCUUAGUGAUGAGGAGAAUAAAAGAGUUUAUGGAAAAUGCAACAAUCCCAAUGGUCAUGGACACAACUACAAAGUGGAGGUGACAGUGCGGGGAAAGAUUGAUCGUCUCACUGGCAUGGUCAUGAACUUGACUGACUUGAAGAGGUGCAUUGAGGAAGUCAUCAUGAUUCCACUGGACCAUAAACACCUGGAUAUAGACGUCCCAUACUUUGCACGUGUGGUCAGCACAACUGAGAACGUGGCUGUUUACAUCUGGGACAACAUGGUGAAGGUGCUCCCAUCCAACCUGCUCUACGAGAUUAAGAUUCAUGAGACCGAUAAGAAUGUUGUCAUAUAUAGAGGAGAGUAGAGUGAUGAUAUAGGCUCAUUACCAAUACACCCCUUGCCCCCACUACUCCACCCUGAGCCAUCAGUUUUGCAUGUUCAUGUCUCGAUUCUCGUUGGGAUAGAAGGGUAGGGCAAGUUGCUAGAGCUACAUGACUCUCCAAACCAAAGUUUUUAAAAGGCACAUUCAAAACUGAGUUUUAAGAAAAUCAUCUGCAAGAUGGCUGCACAAGCAGCAAAAGAAAAGGUUAUUUGUUAAUAAAGAUUUUAAAACUUCACAACUCUUCAACAUUUUCACUUGAAAAUCACCAGUGAUAUGCUGAUGUAUUGGUAGCUAACAACCCUAGCUAGCUAAUGUAGCAUUGCUAUUGCUGAUUGCAUUUCCAUUCCUACAUUUUGCAUUUCCAUGUUGCAUUCUGCCCCCCUUUGAUCGCAUAUGACAUCAAAAAUUUAAUUGUAAUUGAAGUCCAGCAGUGAAGUUGCUGCACUUGUCAGCACCCUUCUAACAUCGGUGCAGACUAGCAGGGUAGGAGCACAGGUUACUAACUUAAGCUGACAGAGUACUGCCUAGUUGUCUGGUAAUAAAGAAGUGUUCUCUUUUAUUUAAUGACUUGUCUGAUCGAUUGAUAACGUUAAACUUGUGAAUGAUUUGUGAGCGUCCAUGCUUUUCUAUCUCCAUUAGAUAUAUGGCAAGUGUCAUAGUGAUAAUAUAAUUAUUGCCAUAGUUAUAUGUGUUUUUACAUAAAAGCCAUGAUGCUUACUGAUGACAUAUCAGGGACUUGAAGGGUUGUGGGUUGUCCCAUUUAAUAGGGGAAGAUUCCAACUGUUCCACCUUAUAACUCUGUUCAAAGGGACACUUAAAAAUAAGGGGUAAAGGUAAAAAUUAGAAAUAGCAUUGGGCCAUAAUUUGGUGUCUUAUAUGGUAACACUUGUCAUGUAUAAAUGUCAGUUUAUUUAACUUCACCAUGUGCCUACCGUUGACUGCAGACUUUGGUUAGCUGAAAUAAUACGGAUUUAUGAAGGCUGAUAGAUGAUACUUUGCUGACAUUUGCAGUUUAUUAGACCAGUGAUUUCCAACCUUUCUUGUUUGCCACUUAAGCAAUGUUAAGAACUGACUCUUAUCCAUUUAACACAUUGUGAAUCUGAGUAAUGUUAUUCUGCUAAAGGAUGGUAAUACAUUAUGUACAGUUAAAUUGUCAUUUUGACUCAUUUAGCCAUUCAUACGUUUUUCUUAAUUAAAUUCUUCACAAAACAUGCUAUGUUCCUAGCAGGCCAACAUCUUCAUUUCGUUGCUGCCAUGCAAUAUUGGUCCUGUUUUUGUCCCGAUAAUGUUCCAAGUGCAUAUUCCAAACUAGUGGAUGGAGAAAAUCGGACAAACUUAGCCUCUCCCCCAUGGCUACUAGUAGUUUCUAUCAGGUUUCUAUCCAUCAAUAAAGAAAUGCAAUUCGUUGUGUUGGAUACUAGAAGCAUCAUCCAUAUAUUUAUGGAUCUACAGACACCAGUCAUAUAUGUAAGUGGGCGUAGGGAGGCAUAAGCUUUACACAGAUAUUCUGUAGGAGACCAGUGUUUAUUUAACUUCACCAUGUGCCUACCGUUGACUGCAGACUUUGGUUAGCUGAAAUAAUACGGAUUUAUGAAGGCUGAUAGAUGAUACUUUGCUGACAUUUGCAGUUUAUUAGACCAGUGAUUUCCAGCCUUUCUUGUUUGGCAAACCCUGAUUACAGUGUGCAUUUGUAUACAGUUCAACCAUAGAGUAAUUGUUUUCUUGUUUUUGUUUUUUGUAACACGUUUUUUUAUGCUUUACCUCAUGUCCCCUUGAGGGUUCUAACCUCCUGAUAGAAAAACCCUGAUUUAGACCUUCAGGAGAACCCAAACUAUGAAUAAACCAUUCUUAUACA
Molecule: messenger RNA, 2389 nt
Organism: Epinephelus lanceolatus (giant grouper)
Lineage: Eukaryota; Metazoa; Chordata; Actinopteri; Perciformes; Serranidae
Gene: pts
Product: 6-pyruvoyltetrahydropterin synthase
Biological process (GO): tetrahydrobiopterin biosynthetic process
Cellular component (GO): mitochondrion
Molecular function (GO): 6-pyruvoyltetrahydropterin synthase activity
Source: RefSeq, a predicted model, not a curated record